Pogona vitticeps (central bearded dragon) is the source of this 1702-nucleotide messenger RNA. The record is from RefSeq and is a predicted model, not a curated record. NCBI's taxonomy places the organism in Eukaryota, Metazoa, Chordata, Lepidosauria, Squamata, Agamidae.
GUCUCCGCCUUUUCAGGUACCGCUUUCAUCUCCUUUGAAAAAAAGUUCGGAGGAGGCGGUGCUACGACUCAGUCCUCCAGUGAGAAGAAGAGCGAGAGACCAAGGGGGCGUGGCCUCCGUGAGGAGAGCGCGCGGUGGCUCCGCCCACCCCUCCGGCUCGGGAGGUGCCAAGGAAAGUUCACUCAGAAGCAACCAGGUGGAGGUUGGGGUCACUUGUCUCUGUCAAACGGGGUCGGAGAGAGAGAGAGAGAGGCAAGGGAGGAGUGGGCAGUUCGGGAUGAACGGCGUGACCCAGCCGCUCUUCGACUGUAAGCAACGCGUGCUGCUGCUGGGCAACAGUUUCGAGAGGAAGCCGCGUUGUGCCUUCCACACUGUGCGCUAUGACUUCAAGCCUGCCUCAAUUGAUACAAGUUGUGAAGGAGAGCUUGAAGUUGGUAAAGGAGAACAGGUGACAAUAACUUUGCCAAAUAUUGAGGGUUCUACUCCACCUGUAACAGUUUUCAAGGGUUCCAAGAAGCCAUAUCAAAAAGAAUGCAUCUUGAUAAUUAACCAUGGUACUGGAGAAUGUACACUAGAGAAGCUUAGUAGCAAUAUCACUGUGAAGAAAACCAGAGGUGAAGGAAGCAGUAAGAUUCAGUCUCGUCUUGAGCAGCAGCAACAGCUAAUGAGAAACACAAAUAAGAUUUCCAACAGUGCCAGAUGUUCUCCACCAAAAGAGAAGAUAUCAUCACCUUUUCCUAUGGAUGAUAUAGAAAGAGAGCUUCAAGCAGAAGCUAAAGUAAUAGAGCAGAUGAGUAGCUCUGAGAGUUCAUCUGAGUCCUCAUCAUCAUCCAGCAGUGAAAACAGUUCCAGUGAUUCAGAAGAUGAAGAGACAAAGCCAUCCUUUCCCCUGUCAGUGCCAGAACAGGCCAUCCCAGACGUUGGUGCAGGCUAUCAUAGACAUCAAGAGAGCAGUGGCCACUUAAUGAAUACUCUGCGAAAUGAUCUUCAGCUGAGUGAGACUGGAAGUGACAGUGAUGACGACUGAGGACAUGUUGGUGUUCUAAAGGUCCAUCAUUUCUCUUGCUUUAGAUGAAGAGGCAUCUGUUUUGCACUAAGUUGAAAAUGAUAAAAACAGAGGAAUGUUACUAACUUUAAUAAACUUGACUUAAUUUAUCUGACUUCAAGUACAGCAGUAUGUCUGUAUAUGUCGUUUCCAAAUGUCUGGGUCCUGGUAUUUAUCGUUAGGUGUAUGUAUCUGGAGUAUCUUUUACUACCUCCUUUACUUAAAAUUUCAAACAGCUGACUUCUGUAUGAAAGUUAGAUAUGGAAGAAGUUCCAGACAGUUUGAAUUAAAGUUUUACUUCAGAACUUGUAUGUAUGUAUACAUAUAAAUAGGAGAAAGCAAACAGUUGAAAUCUGUUACAUUUUUAUUAUUUGAAGCUGGCCAUAUAAAAUUAGUUGCCAAACAAUAUAGUGGAAUUCAUUCUGUGUAAUAUUUUAUGUAUCAUCACAGUCUGUUUCAUAGUCUGCAGAGUCUCUGGUGGGUCUUACUCAGUUCCUCUUGUAACAAAUUUGAAUCACCUGCAAGGUACAUCUCCUUGCUUGCUAAAUGUUGAUUGCUGAACAGUGUCAGUGUGUCUUUUUAAAAUCAUGUCAAGAUCAAUAUACUACUUUUGAUAGCAGUUUAAGAACUAAUAAAAUAUUUAUCAUUUCACUGAAA